AGUCGAAUGCUGCAAACGGAAGGCUCUCGGUCUUCGUCAUCGGGUGAAAUCCACGUGAUCAUCGGUCCCAUGUUCGCUGGCAAGACGACGAGCCUUCUCCGCCGUAUACAAUCUGAGAGCAGCAACGGCAGGUGGAACUCCAUGAAGAUCAUCUCCAACUGGAUAAAAUUUUAAAGGGUCUUUGCAUUACAGGGAGGUUGGCAGAGGCAGUUGGCCUUUUAUGGCGCACAGGAGUUAAAGUGUUGCCAGAGACUUAUUCUCUGCUAUUGCAAGAAUGCAUAUUUAGUAAAGCACACAAGAAGGGGAAAAGAAUCCAUGCACAGAUGAUUAUUGCUGGCCUUGUUCCCAGUGAGUAUUUGAAUACAAAAUUGUUGAUACUAUAUGCUAAAUCAGGAGAUCUACGAACUGCUCAUAUUCUGUUUGAUAAGUUGUUGGAUGUGAGCUUGAUUCCUUGGAAUGCUAUGAUUGCUGGAUAUGUACAGAAGGGUCUUGAGGAAACUGGACUUCAUCUUUACUAUAAGAUGAGAUUAAAUGGUUUGACACCAGAUCAGUAUACCUUUGCCUCUGUGUUUAGAGCGUGUGCCGCACUGGCCACCUUAGAACAUGGAAAACGAGCCCAUGCUGUAAUGAUAAAGAGCAAUAUUUGGGGAAAUGUUGUAGUUGAUAGUGCCCUCAUAGACAUGUACUUCAAAUGCAGCAGUCUCUUUGAUGGGCAAAGGGUUUUUGAUAAAUCAUCGAAUAGAAAUGUUGUCACUUGGACAGCUUUGAUAUCCGGAUAUGGGCAGCAUGGAAAAGUGGAAGAGGUUUUGGAAUCAUUUGAUAGGAUGAAAAUUGAAGGGUUCAGACCAAAUUAUGUUACUUUUCUUGCAGUUCUUUGUGCUUGUAGUCAUGGGGGUUUGGUUGAUGAGGGUUGGGAAUAUUUCUCAUUGAUGACAAGAGAUUAUGGGAUCCAGCCUAGAGGGCAACAUUAUGCAGCUAUAGUUGAUCUUUUAGGGCGUGCUGGUAGGCUGCAUGAGGCAUAUGAACUUGUUCUCAGUUCACCUUGUAGGAACCACUCUGUGAUAUGGGGUGCCUUGCUUGGGGCUUGCAGGACUCAUGGGGACAUAGAUUUGGUAGAGCUUGCAGCCAAAAGAUACUUUGAGUUGGAACCAGAAAAUGCUGGGAAGUAUGUUGUCUUGUCUAAUGCUUAUGCCUCAUUUGGGUUUUGGGACAGUGUUGCUCAGGUUAGAGGAAUGAUGAGGAAUUCAGGGAUGGUAAAAGAGCCUGGUUAUAGCAGGAUUGAGGUUCAAGAAGAGGUCAACUUCUUCCUAAAGGCUCUUUUGUCAUGCUCUCUACAAACAAGCAAGCUAUUUGAGGAUUCUGAAAGUGAUAAGGUCUUUGACCUUAGAGUUGCAAGGAAAUAUAUGGAAUCUGGAAUGAAAAACUAAUAGCCCAA
This is a messenger RNA of Carica papaya (papaya), 1435 nucleotides long. The record is from RefSeq and is a predicted model, not a curated record. Lineage: Eukaryota; Viridiplantae; Streptophyta; Magnoliopsida; Brassicales; Caricaceae.